UAUUACUUCUUUCAAGUAAGGUUUUUAACUGCUAUUUCCAAACACUGUCUUCCCUCCUGCUUUUGUCUACUUUAUUGGCUGGUUGGUUUUAUUUUUAUAAAAAUAAAAUAUAUAUAGUGUAAUAUCAUCUUCAGUGCUUAUGCAACCAUAGAGGUAAGUAUAUUUUAGUAAGUUGUUUUGCAAGAUUGUCUAGUUUUUGCUUCUUUCACGGAUGUAUCUAUCUAGCUUUUCUCUUCUCUAUGUUGCUAUCGUCAAUCACCUUGCGCUUCACAUCUGAUUCUGCUCUCCUUUACAUCGAUGUGCAUCAGGAGUGACUCUGCUGAAGUCAGUGGCACUACACUGAUGUGAAGCUGCUGUAAAUGAGUGAGAUCAGACUCAGGACAAUAAACUCUCAGUUGUUAGCAUGCUGUUCUGCACUAGAUCUUCAAGGGCUAUCCUGACACUGAAUCUCUCAUGAACUGGAUUGUAAUUUUUUUGGAUCAAAGAUGCUAUAUAAAUAAUAUGUAGUGUACAUAGGCUUGCUAUUAUUCUGCAAGAAACCUUGAUGAUCUGAAAUACUGGUAGGGUAAUAUGGUUCAUUCACUUUUUGCCUUCAUUCCUUUACCACAGGAAAUUAAGAUAAGAUUGUGAUAAUUAUUUUGUAUCUGAAAGGCUCUCCACAAAUUGAAUCGGUAUCCUGGCUGGUGGGUAAGAAAGUUUUUCUUCCCAGUGAACUGUAGUAGGGAAAUUUUUCCCCUUAAAGUGAGUAUUCACUACAUAUCCAGAGAACACUAGCUCUGCAUAAAAAGGAUGGAUUGAUAAAGAGAUUGCUUACUUUGUCCCCUGCGUUCAGAUCCCCACUAUGAGUGCGUGUGCACUGCCACGCAGGAACAGAACCCACUUCAAAAUAGUUAGCCAUUAGGGGAAUGCAUACAAGCCCAUCUGUUCCAGUACCCUAGAACCUAGACUAGACAUCCACCUUCCUAAUUGCCCCCAGGUUCCCCUCUCUCUCUCUCUCUGGCAUCUCAUUUAAGCACCCGAGUAGCUGGAUCUUCACGGAUCCACAGAGACAAUGCAUUCAGAGAACAAGGGUGACUUUGAUGCUUAUGCUUCUCAGUCUAGUUAUAUAGCCCAUUAUCCUUGGAAAGCUUUAUCUAGCCAGAUGUGGCAGAAGCAGAAUUAGCCUCUGGGCCUCAUGAAGACUUUGGUGAUGGGCUCCUGUGAUCUGGGGGAGCAGGCAAAGUGAAGAAGAAUCUCAGCUUUUAUUUAUUUAUUUUUAAUAAAGCAAAGAAGAUGAUGCUAACAGAGAACAUCUCUGAUCAUCUAUUUCAUAGUACUUCACAGGCCAACUAAGAACACAUUUUUCCAGAGUGAAUCAAAGUUGGAAAGGAAAAAAUGUUUACUUUUUGCUGGAUCCUACUAUUGUUUAUCAAAGGAGCAGAGGUUAGAGAGUUUAAUCUGACAGGGUGUCUUCAUAAAGAACCUGAAAGGAUUUAUCAUGCGAUUACUGAUGAAGAGUUUAUCUUGGAAUGUGUUUUGCCAUCCCAACACCAUACCCACAUGUACAACAACUCAUUUCUCUAUAAAAGUAAUGUGCUGUGGUUCUGGCAACAAAAAGAUGGAGAACCACUGAAGAUUAUCAGCAGUAAAAGUACUAACCCCGCUCAGGAAGGGAAUGCACUUUGGUUUAGACCGAUCGGGAUUAACGCUUCUGGAGUAUAUAUCUGUAUGAUAAGGGAAGAAAUCCCAUGUCUCUCAAACGUCAUAAAGGUUCAAGCGAAGAACAAUACAAAUUGUUCGGAUAAUGGCAGAAAUGAGCUGUCUCUUCUCAUUGAAGAGGGACAUUCAAUUUCUUGUCCUGGGAUACACUGUUACAAUCAUUUACAAAGGUCACCAGUGACAUGGUACAAGAAUGGAAUUCGAGUAAUGUUUAAAGAGAAUAGAUCAAGUCUAAAACUUAAGGAUGAUACAAUCUACUUGCGUCGUACCUAUGAGCAAGAUGCUGGUAUUUAUGUAUGUGAUUACAUUUUAUUUGACAACAGCAUCCAGUGGACAAUGAGACGAGUAGUUAGAGUAAAAAUCAUUGCACGAAACACUCUCCACAGCCCAAACAUCUUGUCUCCCAGUGGCAUGAAGACCCUUGAAGUAGAAAUUGGAAAACCUCUUAAAAUUGAAUGCAAAGUAUUUUUUGGCUUUGAAAGCAAUUUUUUGCCCAUGAUAACUUGGUACAGAGACAACAAAGAAAGUAAAAGUGAGCCACUUUUGCAGAAGCCAACACGGAUUCGUGUAGAAGAACUUGAAGGCAAAUCAUUUGUUCAUGUUGCCACACUCAGGGAAGUUACUGAAAGGGACCUGAACAGCAACUUGAUCUGCUUUGCUCAGAAUUCUGUGGGGAACUCGACAGGAGUGCUCAAGCUAAAAAGGAAGGAAAGAGCACUUUUCAUAUUCAUAUUAUAUGGUGCGAUUGCAGUUCUAGUUGGACUCCUGUUGGGCAGUGCUUUUGUUUACCAGCAUUGGAUCGAAAUAGUGCUGAUGUAUAGAAAUUACUUGGCCAAGGACGAAACUAUAGGGGAUCGCAAAGAAUUUGAUGCAUUUGUGUCCUAUGCAAAACAAGACUCCUUUGAAAGGGAUUCCACUUUUCUUAAUGAGGAACAGUUUGCCCUGGAGGUCCUUCCGGAGGUGUUGGAAAACAAAUACGGAUACAAACUGUGUCUUCUUGAAAGGGACAUUCUUCCAGGAGGAGCAUACACUGAUGAUAUCGUCACAGCUAUUCAACAAAGCAGGAGAGCUAUAAUUAUCUUGAGUCCUGGCUAUGUCAAUGGACCCAGCAUCUUUGAACUGCAGGCAGCAGUGAACUGUGCUUUAGAAGAUAACAUGCUAAAACUGAUUUUAAUUAAGUAUAAGUCGUUCCACGAGCCAGAGUCUUUACCUCCAAUAGUGAAGAAAGCUCUUAAAAUUUUACCAGUGGUUACCUGGAAAUCUUCUAACUCUAACUCACCAAACAAACAAUUCUGGAAAUAUAUGCGAUAUCAUAUGCCAGUGAAAAAUACCAGGGGGCUAGGGAAAAACAGUCUAAAGUUUUUUUUCCAUAGGCUAUUUAGCAUGGUUAUCAAUAGCAGAAAGGCCACUGGGAGAAGUCAGCAGACUAAAAAAUAGUGAGGUGAUUGUAGAGGAACUUCCUGUAUCUGCUACCACCUGACCACAAAUUUAAGAGCAUCUCAUUGAUAGCUCACUGUAACAUAAAGUGAAAAAAAAAAAACAACCCCCUAUAGUGUGACAACCCUAAAGUCUUCAGUAGAAGCAAGCGGGACUGGAUGCAGCUGUGAUAUAUCUUUCUUUUAUUAUUUUAUUUAAUAUUUAUUAUUUUCAGUAAAGUUGUAGCCAGAGACCCCAGUCAGAAUUUGGGCCCCAUUGUAGUAGAUGGUGUAUAAACCUAAGACAGUAGAGCGCUUACAGUGCAACUAAAUAAUUAAGAAUAAUAGUAAUAAUAUCAUAAUUCUAUUUCUAACUAAUAUGCACAGUGUACACAGGCUUUCCUGUAUGAAAGGAAUUAAAAGCAUAAAGAAAUACGGAUGGGAUUUUCAUUUUUAUUUGCCUAGUUCUGCUGUCAUUAAGUCAUUGGUAAAACUCCCAUGGAUUUCAGUGGGAACAGAGAUAAGCCAAGUUUGAGCAUUUUUGAAAUUCCAACCUGGGAUAUUUUUGUUUGUGUACUUUUGCCCUGGU
Messenger RNA from Mauremys reevesii (Reeves's turtle), 3702 nucleotides. RefSeq names its product interleukin 18 receptor accessory protein (gene IL18RAP). The transcript has 12 exons. NCBI's taxonomy places the organism in Eukaryota, Metazoa, Chordata, Testudines, Geoemydidae. Gene Ontology annotation, biological process: interleukin-18-mediated signaling pathway. The coding region runs from base 1375 to 3135 and encodes 586 amino acids. Gene Ontology annotation, molecular function: interleukin-18 receptor activity; interleukin-1 receptor activity. The record is from RefSeq and is a predicted model, not a curated record.